CGCGCCACCCCUUGUUUCCCUCCCCGGGCCGCAGGAGAAACAGUGCCCUCUCCCUUCUUGACCCCUGGCCCUUCCCUCCCUCCUUCCCUCUUGCCACCGCUGCUUCUGGCGCUGCCGCUCCCGGAGGAGCUCCCGUCACGGUGAUGGGGUCUCGGGCUUCCACGUUACUGCGGGACGAAGAGCUCGAGGAGAUCAAGAAGGAGACUGGCUUUUCCCACAGUCAGAUCACGCGCCUGUACAGCCGCUUCACCAGCCUGGACAAAGGGGAAAACGGGACUCUCAGCCGGGAAGAUUUCCAGAGGAUUCCAGAACUUGCCAUCAACCCACUGGGGGACCGGAUCAUCAAUGCCUUCUUUUCAGAGGGAGAGGAUCAGGUAAACUUCCGAGGAUUCAUGAGAACAUUGGCUCAUUUCCGACCCAUUGAGGAUAACGAAAAGAGCAAAGAUGUGAAUGGCCCGGAACCCCUCAACAGCCGGAGCAACAAGCUGCACUUUGCUUUCAGACUCUAUGAUUUGGAUAAAGAUGACAAGAUCUCCCGUGAUGAGCUGUUACAGGUUCUGCGGAUGAUGGUUGGAGUGAAUAUCUCAGAUGAGCAGCUGGGCAGUAUUGCGGACAGGACCAUCCAGGAGGCUGACCAAGAUGGGGAUAGUGCCAUAUCUUUUACUGAAUUCGUUAAGGUUUUGGAGAAAGUGGAUGUAGAACAGAAGAUGAGCAUCCGAUUUCUUCACUAAAGGACAGAGACCAAAUUAUUCUUGCUUUCUAGUAUUUAAGAACUGAAACUUCUGUCCUCCAGCCCAACCCCAUCCUGUCAUCCCCUUUUCCCAGAAUACUACAGCUCUUGCAUGACAACCUGAAGUCUCUCCUGUCCAUACANACUUGCCUUUGGUGUAUAAACAGGGCGUUACAGAAUGGUGCCCUCUGUCUACUUGUGUUCAGUAUCCACCCACCGGGUCCUUAGUUGUCAGUACNAUCUUCCCCUGUCUGCUGCUGAGUGCCAUGCAUCCAUCCUGUCUGGGGAAAUGAACCAGCCAGCAAAGCUCCCACUGGANGGGGACCAUAUCCAUGCUGCCUUCCCUGCAUCAAGCCUCCACCAUGUUUCUGUGACCUUGUGUCCUAUUGUCCUUGUGUCUGUUACUUCCUACCUCUCAAUCAUCCAACCUUCUCUCCAUUCAGUCUUUCAGCUGCCCUCCUGUCGUUGAGAUUCCCUGCAUUCUACUUGAUUCUGGGCUCUGGGCUCUGCUGUUAAGCCUGUUUCUGAUGUGGCAGGAUAGUCAGUGGUCUGGUGAGUUCUAUCUACCUUCUGAUGUGUCUCUGGGACNUGGUUACCUAUCCAGGAGCUUCUCAGCAAGCAGUACUGCUCUUGGAAGCAUGUGACUCCCUUGGGCCCCUGUAUUGCUCUGUUGUUGAAGGGCUUANGAGCAGACAUGUUCUUAAUAGGUGGUCAUGGUGAGGCUUGUAGAGCCAUGUCUUCUAGGUGGCUUCCCAGGUCUCUCUACCUCUGACUUUUUCAUUUCAAACAUAUUUAUGUGGCUUUUCUGGGUACAGUGUUGACAUUCAGAAAAUAUUCUAAUGCCUGCCAGUUUGCUUCUCUUUGGGACAUUGUCACCANCCAUGUGGCUCUUCUGACAAUAUGGUAGANGGCCUUCCUGUAGUUUUCUGAUCAAGGGCAGGCACCCUGGAGAGCUGGCCACACUUGCUCUACAGCAUGGGCUAUGCCUCAGUGUUCUGUACACUGGAAGACUCUUCACAUGUCCAAACAGAAAGACUAGUGCUANAGAAGUGCCUGACUUACCUCAGUCCUAAAGAAUUAGAUUGUCCUCAGUGUCUUAAAGUUUUGCACAAAACUCUGAAUGAAUUUUAUACUUGGCAAAUUUUAAUGCUGGAAGAUGUGUAGUCAGUUCAUAAUCCUGGUCCAGGCCUUGAGUGUAUUGUCUCACGAGCUUCCUGAUGACAUGACGUCCUAGCUCCCUGUGUAUGCUACACAGGUCCCUGAGAAGCAUGGGGACAAGGAUUGGUGGCACCAACUGAGGUGACAUUAGAGGUCUUUGAGUGACCCAGCUCAACUUCUCUGCCAAUGUCAGCUUGAUUUANAUUUCACUGAAUCAGGCUGCUUCUGUCCUGUGUCCCUGUGAAUCUGCUUUUGGCUGACUUUCUCUGAUGUUGCUUCCUUGCUUGCUUGCUUCGUUGCUUUGGAAGGAUAUCCAAGAUGUGUNAACAAUUCUUUAGUAAAUAAAUUGCUAUUAACCCAAACAAACAAAAACACUGCAAAGAGGAUGGGUAAAGGUGAGCAGCAGGGGAGUGGCUGGNAUCGAUGACUGGGGCUACAGGAACUGGGGAUUCUUUACGAAAUAGCUGUCAGACUUUGUGAUCAAAUGAUGUGAUAUAAGAAUUGUAUAAAGGGAAUAAUUGUCUGAUAUUGAUUUGUUUGAGAAGUACUUGAGAAGCUUCUUGAUUUAAAUAUUUAAACUUUCUAAGAUUAUGCCCCCCUUGGCUGUGUAUAGCAAACUGUUUUUAUCCACAGUUGUGCCUUAUUGUCCCAUUAAAAUUGUAUUCCUCAAUUCAUCAAUAAAUUAAUUGUCGUUAAAACAAAA
Molecule: messenger RNA, 2591 nt
Organism: Mus pahari (shrew mouse)
Lineage: Eukaryota; Metazoa; Chordata; Mammalia; Rodentia; Muridae
Gene: Chp1
Product: calcineurin like EF-hand protein 1
Exons: 7
Coding region: 144-731 (195 amino acids)
Molecular function (GO): calcium ion binding
Source: RefSeq, a predicted model, not a curated record